Molecule: messenger RNA, 1037 nt
Organism: Dreissena polymorpha
Lineage: Eukaryota; Metazoa; Mollusca; Bivalvia; Myida; Dreissenidae
Exons: 3
Coding region: 70-831 (253 amino acids)
Source: RefSeq, a predicted model, not a curated record
CAAACGGAAAAUUGUUCAAAAGGCGUAUGUGCGUGCGGAAUUAUCAUUCGAAAUGGCAAUGAAAUCUACAUGAACAACAUCUGCAAUGGAAUUACUCGCCAGGGCUUCAUUUACAUUGGACAUGGUGAAGAUGGAAUACUUGAUAAAGAAUACAAAUUUGACAAAUAUGCAAUUGUCAAUGAUUACUUCACUUACUGGCCUAACAAGUAUUGGAUACCAGGAAUAACCCCAGAACAGUUCGAAAUCCGUGAAAGCUACGAGAUAAGCUUGCAAAAUGGAGUUCUCAUAAGCAUCACUCGGCAUUUUGAUACAAACUCUUUAGAACUUCUGAUUAAAAGCAAACCCUAUGUUGAGUCCUUUGAUGAACUUGAUGGAAUUGUUUCGUUCGGAUACAAACUAUUCCGACACAGAGGAGGAUCAUCCGCUGCCGAUUAUCGUGGAUAUGUAAACAGUUGGAGAGUACCAACUAAUGAGAGUCUUCGAAACCCAACUAAUCACAUGGUAUUCGGCGUAAGUGAAACUGUGUACCAAUGCCAUUGUCCAAAAGGCAAUGAAUCGGCGUUGGCCGACGAUAUUCGGCCUACUUAUUCGACGAACUACCGCAACGUACCCCACGACAACUACCCAGCCUACGAGACAGAUCACGUUCUUGGAGCUAUUAUGUGUUCUUUGCAAGAGCCUUGCCAAGUUCAAGUGGAAGGCCAGAAAUGGCCUAAUGCGACUUUUGUAACGGCUGUUAUAGUCUCCAACGUUACCAUCACACAUACUAACACGCAUUUGAUGUGUUCAUUUCAUCCGGUUGCAGGAAAGAAACACCGAGUUCAAUGGUGAGUGUGUGUAUGUAAAAAGACAAGUUCAUACAUUGUGUUAAUUGAGCGUUAUAUUGUUUGCGAAUAACGACUAACAUACGUGCAUGUAAUGGAGAGUUUGAUUCUUCCUAUAUUGCAAACGAUUAUCUAGAUGAUAAACUAUAUGAUCCAAGGGUUUUCAGUAAAAAAAAACAGACGUAGUUGAUAUGUGUUUUGGUUGCAUUUUAC